AUGGAUUGAGAUAUUUGUAUAUCGUGGCCACUGUGUUUCAAUGUCGUAUUCUCAUGCUGACAAAGACAGUGUAAAUCGCCCACAAACCGGCUCAUAAAUUGAUCGAGGAGUUAAAUUGGAUCAAUAUAUUCAUUGCAUCGUCAAGACCAAAAACGUCGCAUUUAACGCCUUGUCUCAAUUUCAAAAUGUUCACCAUGAAGAAGCUCCUGCUCGCGUGCGUUGUUUUUGGCGCCUUAUUGGCCUUCCUUCUUCACACACCUGUCCCGGAUGGGCUGACGGAACCUUGGAAAUAUCGUCUGCUGAUAGCUACCAUGACAGUACAGGAUCUAUUGGCCAAGACAAUUGCCUAUUUUCAAUCAGACAUUCCACACGCGUACAUCCAAGCAUCCAGGUCCAUCAUUUCCCUGACCAACAUACCUUCACCUGCAGAGGUCAAGGGGUCAAACAUCAGGUCAAGGGUCACGACAUUCGAUGGAGUAAGGGUACGCCUGUACGAACUUAUCAAGAAGAAAGAAUUUCUUCAGCCGGCUUUGAUAUACAUUCACGGGGGAGGAUAUGUACUCAAUUCACCCGAUACCUAUGACAGGCUUACGAGGGAUUUAUCAGAGCGUCUCAGUAUGGUCGUAGUCUCAAUCAACUAUCGUCUAGCCCCUGAGCAUCAUUUCCCUGCUGGGCACCUAGACUGUCUUCAUGCCACGUCUUGGUUCCUGCGCAACGCUCAAGACUUCGGCGUAGAUGCCAAAAGAGUAGCCAUCUCUGGAGACAGCGCUGGUGGAAUCUUCAGUGCCACCGUGUCACAGGUCAUUCAUGAUGACCCAACUCUUCCAAACUUAAAGCUACAGAUCUUGAUUUACCCUGCCACCCAGACCUUGGACUUUUUAACCCCAUCCUACCAGAAGUAUGACCAGGACUUUGGUGGGGGUGUUCUCCCUAGGAAACGCGUUGUGGCAUUCCUCAGCAUGUACGAUCUGGGGCGAUUGGACCAACUCUACAUGCAGCAGGUACUGUCCAAUGAGCACAUCUCCAAGGAAUUCAGGUUGAACUCUCCACUUAUGGGCUAUGUGGAUCAUGGUGUCAUUCCGUCCGAGCUACGCAAGGAAACUCGAACCUACAUCCCUCCAAAGCAAGGCCUCGGGAACGAGUCUCUAUGGCGUCAGGUCAAAGGCAAAUAUCUUGAUGCACGCUUUAAACCUCUGAUUCGUGAAGACCUAUCGGGACUUCCGCAAGCAUUUGUUGCAACGUGUGGUUUUGAUAGCGUUCGAGAUGAUGGAAUCUUCUACGCGAAGCGACUGGAGGAGGCGGGUGUGAAAACUCAUUGGAAACAUUACCCUUCUGCUUUUCAUGGUGUGAUGUUCAUAAACAAUUUCUUUUGGUUUCAAGUUGGGGAAGAAAUGAGGAAGGAUAUUGUAGAAUUUGUCCAAAAUAAUGUCUAGGAAGUUCUUUAGACACCUAUUGAGAAGACUGUUGAUGACAAUGAGCAU
Lytechinus pictus (painted urchin) is the source of this 1481-nucleotide messenger RNA. Its product is annotated as arylacetamide deacetylase-like. Gene Ontology annotation, cellular component: membrane. The record is from RefSeq and is a predicted model, not a curated record. Lineage: Eukaryota; Metazoa; Echinodermata; Echinoidea; Temnopleuroida; Toxopneustidae. Gene Ontology annotation, molecular function: carboxylic ester hydrolase activity.